Molecule: messenger RNA, 903 nt
Organism: Lobosporangium transversale
Lineage: Eukaryota; Fungi; Mortierellomycota; Mortierellomycetes; Mortierellales; Mortierellaceae
Product: kinase-like domain-containing protein
Exons: 3
Biological process (GO): protein phosphorylation; intracellular signal transduction
Molecular function (GO): ATP binding; protein serine/threonine kinase activity
Source: RefSeq, a predicted model, not a curated record
AUGUACAGCCACCAGCCACAGCCACUGAGCAACCUCUCACGAUCCCUGCCACCAACACCAAGCCAGCUGCAUUCCCCAGAUCUGCCGGACGACAAUGAGGCUUCCGAUGAUUAUUUUGUAGACUCUGAGGACGUCCCUUUACCCUUCCCUAUUCAAACCAUUGUUGCAGACCCGCAGACUGGACUGAGUCUGACGCUUAUCUCUGCUCUCGGCGCCGGAUCCUAUGCCGUAGUCUAUCUCGCCAGAGAAGUGGCUUCCGGAACCUUGUAUGCCCUCAAGUGUCUUGGAAAGGACAAGCUGACAGACGAGGAAGUAGCGAUCCAGCGAAAUGAGGUUGUCAUUCAUACGUCGCUGCCCAAGCAUCGAAAUAUUAUACAUUUAUUUAAUAUGUUUGAGACAAAGGAUCAUUUAUUCCUGCUUCUUGAAUACUCUUCUGGAAUGGACAUGUAUCAAUGGAUCAGUAUGCGUUCUGAUAAGGCAGACCCCAUCACUGGAGAGCUCUACUCUCCCAAGGCGCGCUAUGGUGUCAUCAAAACAGUGUUUGAUCAGGUCAUGGAGGGUGUGGGAUUAGUUCAUGCAUGUGGUGUAGCCCAUCGAGAUCUUAAACCAGAAAACUUUUUGAUCGAAUUUUCCGAUGGCCAUUAUACUGUUAAGCUUACGGACUUUGGUCUCGCCACGACUGACUCGCAGUGUGACGAAUUUGAGUGUGGUAGUAAGCCCUAUAUGAGUUUUGAAUGUCGCAAUGGCUUAGAUGCGACAUAUGAUGUACAGAUGGCCGAUAUUUGGUCACUUGGAAUUAUUCUUAUCAAUCUAUUGUACCAUCGAUGUCCUUGGUCUGACCCAUGUCCACAAGAGUCAUAUGCAUUUUCGGAAUUUUUGAAGAGCAGAGUGGACUUUUUGCAA